AUGGACUCCAAAUUCGAAAGUCUGGAAUGCAUGAUUCAAGAAGAUAGACACGACAGACUAAAAGUAGAAAAUGAGCACCUGGAACGUCUUCAAAGAAUGGAGAAUCUUAUCAGUGGAUUAUCGGGAAUGGUGGAAAAGAUCACCUGCAAUUCCACUUCUGGGUCUAAUAAUACUGACUUGUUGGCCGAAAAGAAUGUUGAAAAUGAUCAAGACAGCAAAGUAAAUGGAGGUUCAAGGUGGCGCAAACUGGAUAUACCAAUCUUUGCAGGGGAAGAUGCUUUUGGCUGGACUAAUAGAUUGGACAGAUAUUUCCAUUGGCAAGAAGUCUCCGAAGUUGAAAGAAUGCAAACAGUGAUGGUGGCCUUGGAGGGAAAAGCUUUAAAUUGGUUUCGGUGGUGGGAAUCUUGCUACCCAUAUCCUACUUGGGAAUCUUUCAAGAUGGCAGUGGUACAACGUUUUCAGCCAAAUAUGUUGAGAAAUCCUUUUGAAGUUUUGUUGGCGUUGAAACAAACAGGAAAUGUAGAAGAUUAUGUCGAACAAUUCAAGCAUUAUGCAGAUUGCUAA
Vigna umbellata (rice bean) is the source of this 564-nucleotide messenger RNA. The record is from RefSeq and is a predicted model, not a curated record. NCBI's taxonomy places the organism in Eukaryota, Viridiplantae, Streptophyta, Magnoliopsida, Fabales, Fabaceae.